Molecule: messenger RNA, 2112 nt
Organism: Daphnia magna
Lineage: Eukaryota; Metazoa; Arthropoda; Branchiopoda; Diplostraca; Daphniidae
Exons: 4
Coding region: 90-698 (202 amino acids)
Source: RefSeq, a predicted model, not a curated record
AAGAAUUCUGGAGGGGUGUUAAUCAGCCAGUGGAUCUAGGCAUUUGCACAAUUCGACGAACAGUGUGCGCUUCACAACCGUCUUGUAAGAUGUCGAUGAUUUUGCUAACGAUUUUAUCUGGUUCGGAUUUCAUUACGGGCUUGAUCAGCAUCAUUGUUCAGGCAGUGAUUAUAGUCAAUCACGAUGAUUGUUUUUACUCAAAGAUGAAGGUGGGUCUUUGGAAUGGUUUAUUACUAGUCACAACAGCCACUUCUCUUUUUGUGAUCGCCAGCCGUAAAAAACCGAGUAACUGGAUGCUCGUUAUUUGCGCUCUGACUCUAAUGGCUUCACUCGUGCAAGUCGGAGUGGCUUUGGGAGUCAUCUAUGAACUGCACAGUUUGCAGUACUUUCCCAACGGACCUGCAGCCAACGGGUGGGAUGCUUUCCUGGGCAUAUUCAAAUCGGACAACAUACUCACUCAGAUAGGCAAACACGCCCAAGUGCACUUAUGUUACAAACUGCUCUUAAAUGACGAUUACUUAGAAAUAAUAUUAUUUAUUCAAGGUUCCAGACGGAAAACCCUAGAGAAAAUACUGCUGUGCAGUGGUCUUAUCGCAAUCGCAGUUAAAAUAGCGACAUUUCUAGCGUUGCGGGUCAAACGCUUGGCCGUACCUGCUACAAUCCAGUACACGCCACAAAAUGUCGCUCUUUUAUCGUGAAAAUUUGGGUAUGGGUAGUUUCGCCCGACAAAACUUUACAUCGACACCUAUUCGACUUUCUUUCGACAGGUGGCGACACUACCUCGACAAAUAUGCGAGACUAUUUCGACAAAUGGGUUAGGUUAGGUUAGGUUAGGUUAGGUUAGGUUAGGUUAGGUUAGGUUGGUUAGGUUAGGUUAGGUUAUUGUCGAUUUAUUGUCGAAAUCAUUUCGCAUAUUUGUCGAGGUAGUGUCGCCUCCUGUCGAAAGUAAGUCGAAAAGGUGUCGAUGUAAAGUUUUGUCGGGCGAACGUCAGCAUCCCGUUUGACAUUAAAUUCGACUCUCUGCGAUGCCGUAUAAAAGACGGACAAACUUCACCAGCAGGAGAGUCUCCAGUCGACCAGCGAGGAGUCAGUGAGUCAGUCUUCCUCCCUCCGUCUGUUAUCUUUUCCCUUUUGUUUUUGCCGCUGUGUUUUGAAAUGUAAUUGGUGUCAAAUUUAAAUAAACAUUAUCAUCCCAAUUGUCUCAUCUGGUGGCAGCGAGGACGAACCCGCCGACCGAAGUCUUGGCCGUUACGGACACGUUACCAAAAACUCUACUACAGCAGUUCUUCGCCGAUGAUGGCACAAAUUGAAGACAAAUAUUCUGUCACUGACAUAAAAAAAAACCUUUAAAGAAGAAAAUAAAGGCAUUGUGGUUGGAGAAAUUCAAGAAACUAAAAAAAUUUGUAAGUAAAACACUGAAAAUUAAAAUAUCUCGACCUGUUUUUUCGGCUGCUAUUGUCGCAAGCCGAGUCACCAUUGAGAAAGCCUCUUCCCACCCGGAAAAACACCAAGACAAGGAAAAUCACCAAAAUGGAAACAGCAUAUUUGCGGAUGAAUCUGUCAUACGACCAUCAGUGUUGGAACAUCAAACGACUGUAAGUUGCAUUUUUUCCAUCCCUUUUCCUGAAACAACUUGCGAAAACGCAGCUGUUACCACGUCGACAAGUGAGGAAACAAAGGAACCAAAAAUCGCUGUGACUUUCGACCACCUUGGUGACCACGAAGACCAACCCGGGCUGAAACAUCUGGACCAGUCCCACAUAACACAAGGCAGUCCGUCGGAUGUCCGACAGAUGUCGGGGUCGGAUGUUGAGUACAUCUUUUUGAUAUCCUCCGGAAAGCCCGAUAUCCGAUUUGGAUGUCCUACGGAUGUAUUUUUUUUUGGUUUUGACCGCCCUCAACAGCGCCGUCAGACAUUCUAAGGAUAUCCGAACGGGCUUUCAUUUGGCUAUAAAUAUGACAUGUAUUGGACAUCUAUUCAUGAAAAAACAUUAGACUAUACCAGGAUUUGAACUCCGGUCUCCCGCAUCACAGUCGAAUCUUAUUCCACUGUGCCAAUCUACAGAUAUGUAAUGUAUCAUUUUUGAACAAUACAAUCGAAUUGUUGUAAAA